This is a messenger RNA of Cylicocyclus nassatus, 1122 nucleotides long. Lineage: Eukaryota; Metazoa; Nematoda; Chromadorea; Rhabditida; Strongylidae. The record is from the annotation of a GenBank genome assembly.
AUGGAUACUGCCGUUGCUGAUUACUAUUUCCUGCAGGGACCGAAUUUACUCCGAUGUCGAGAUUCUGCUAUCAAGACCAAGAAUUUUACAGCUAACAAUCGAGCUAAGUUAGGUGUUGAUAUAGACUUAACACCAUUGAAAUCUCCCUCUCUUAUGGAAGCUACAUCGCAAAUACCAGAAACCUUCAUUGUGAAAUGGUUCAGCUCGAGUCGCGUCUUUAUAACGACACCGCCAUCGUGGAACACUCAAUGUGUGGUUUUCUUUGAAACUAUUGAGACAAAUAAGCUAAGACGCAAAUUUUUGAGAGUUCGAAUCAACAUUAAUAUACCUUACUGUGAACCAGAAGACAAAGUUACUCUUACUGGACUUAUUGUUGAUGCUGCGAUGAAUGACAUCUCUACGGUUUAUAUAGAAAUCCUCGACAUUAUAAGAAAAAUACGAAAAAAGCAGGAGAACCAAAAAGAUAGCUUCUCUUCUUACCGUGAAGGAUCUAUGCAAACGGCUAAUAGCAAAAUAAUAGCACAUCGUGCGAGAAAAUGUCUGGAAUUGGAUCAUCUGGCAUAUCUCAACCAGUAUUAUAAUCAGAGCAGAUGGGAUUCAUCUAACUUGAAAUCCACAGAUCUAAAGGUAAUUACUAUUUCUGAUAUGACUCCUAUUGAACUUUUGUAUGCUGUUCUGCCUAUACCUGUGAUGUCGGUGUUGAUCAGAGGAACUCGAACUGGACCACAUGCACUGGCAGCUAGACAAAUAAUCAGCAAAAGAUACGUUAGCCUAUGCACCGAAGCUCGGAGACAGCGGACUGAGCUCCACCAUAGUCAAGAAUUCAGAAAAUUUGUUGUCAAACUAUUCGGCAAUUUCAAGGAACGAGACGAAGUUGGUGAUUUGCGCAAAGCGAUCUUGACUUUGGUGGAAAACUGCACUGCUCGGAUUUACAUGGAGAAACCUUCCGAUUGCAUCCAGCUUAAGGCUGCGGUUUCCAAGCUCUUCAGACGACUCCUCGCUGUCCAGAGACGUACCUAUAUAGAGAGGGACGAUUUCCGCGGAGACAUUGAGAAGCUCAAAACGGCCACAAAAGAUCUCAUUACUUCGUUUGCAAACAAAAUUCAUGAAAAGGGAGUUUAA